This is a messenger RNA of Lates calcarifer (barramundi perch), 6436 nucleotides long. It is a transcript of the gene hip1, whose product is annotated as huntingtin interacting protein 1. Gene Ontology annotation, cellular component: presynapse; clathrin-coated vesicle; extrinsic component of postsynaptic membrane. NCBI's taxonomy places the organism in Eukaryota, Metazoa, Chordata, Actinopteri, Centropomidae. The record is from RefSeq and is a predicted model, not a curated record. Bases 542 to 3586 code for a protein of 1014 amino acids. Gene Ontology annotation, molecular function: clathrin-cargo adaptor activity; actin filament binding; phosphatidylinositol-3,5-bisphosphate binding. The transcript has 31 exons. Gene Ontology annotation, biological process: clathrin coat assembly; endocytosis; actin filament organization.
AUUGUCUACCAAUAGAGCGGGCUAUUUGCAAAAUAAAGGUAGCCUCCUGUCUCGGUCUGAGCCGCUAUGUUGGCUGAUGCAUACAUAAGAGCAGCGGGGUGAUUUUAAUGUGAAGCAGCGGUGAAAUGAGCGGCUUUCAUCAGCAUUAGUUCUUCUCUCUUUCUCUCUCUGUGUAUUUUUUUUAUUUUUUUGCCCCCCUCUGUCGGACAGCUUCGGCUCCUCGGCGGUCGGAUGCUGGAAGUCUUCGCCGAUAAGGGAGCACGUAGGGCUCGCGGAGAAAAAGGAGAAGGGACGCGGAAGGCAGGCAGGAAGGAAGGGAAGGAUAGAGGGGAGCAUUUUAAUACCAAAUCGGGACACAUGUUGAGCUAAGGGCCCGCUCCACCUCCACCACCACCACCACCCCCUUCUCUUCUCCUCCCAAAUGCAUUUGUUGCCUGAAUCGCUUUUCCCGUUACUAAUUACUCCGCGUUAGGAUAAAGCCAGCGGACCUCCUCCUCCUCCUCUUCGGCUCCGAGGACUCACCGUUUCUGCUUGGACGAUCAUGGAUCUCAGUAAAAUUGCUGUCAGCAUCAAUAAGGCCAUCAACACACAGGAGGUCGCUGUCAAAGAGAAGCAUGCCAGGACCUGCAUCUUGGGGACUCAUCAUGAGAAAGGCGCCCACACUUUCUGGGCAGCGGUCAACCGGCUCCCUCUCUCCAGCAACGCGGUGCUCUGCUGGAAGUUCUGCCACGUCUUCCACAAGCUGCUGCGAGACGGACAUCCCAACGUGAUAAAAGACUCCAUGAGGAACAAGGCUGAUUUAACCGAUAUGAGCAGGAUGUGGGGUCACCUGAGUGAAGGCUAUGGGAAGCUGUGCAGCAUCUACCUCAAACUGCUCAUCACCAAAAUGGAGUUUCACAUCAAAAACCCCCGUUUCCCCGGCAACCUGCAGAUGUCAAAUAGACAGCUUGACGAGGCGGGGGAGAACGACGUCAACAACUUCUUCCAGUUGACGGUAGAGAUGUUUGACUACCUGGAGUGUGAGCUCAACCUCUUCCUGGGUGUAUUCAGCUCUCUAGACAUGUCUCGGUCGGUGUCUGUGACAGCAGCAGGUCAGUGUCGACUGGCACCCCUCAUCCAAGUCAUCCUGGACUCAAGCCACCUGUAUGACUACACCGUUAAACUGCUGUUUAAGCUUCACUCCUGCCUUCCAGCAGACACUCUCCAGGGCCACAGAGAUCGCUUCCAGGAACAAUUUAAAAAGUUAAAGAGUCUCUUCUAUCGCUCCAGUAACUUGCAGUAUUUCAAGAGGCUGAUUCAGAUCCCACAGUUGCCUGAGAACCCUCCUAACUUCCUGCGUGCGUCAGCUCUGUCGGAGCACAUCAGCCCCGUGGUCGUGAUCCCCGCCGAGUCCUCGUCCCCCGAGUCAGAGCACAUGGCGGAGACAGACGACCUGGUGGACACAGACGUCCCCUCGCUACCGGCUGCUUUGGAGACCAAGUUUGAUGACCUGUUUGGCACCUCAGCUGCUAUAGACCCGUUCAACUUCAACAGUCAGAACGGCAUGCGCAAGGAUGACAAAGACCGCCUGAUCGAACAGUUGACGCGGGAGAUCCAGGCCCUCAAAGAAGAGCUUGAGUCUUUCAGACUAGAGAGCGGUCGGUUGUGUCAGGUGCUGAGGGGGCGUGUGAGCGAGCUGGAGGCAGAGCUGGCUGAGCAGAGCCACCUGAGGCUGCAGGCUGUCGGAGAGAGCGAGUUCCUGAAGGCAGAGCUGGACGACCUGAGGAGGGUCAGGGAGGACACGGAAAAGGAGCAGCGGAGCCUGACGGAGAUCGAGAGAAAAGCUCAGGCUAAUGAGCAACGCUACACCAAACUGAAGGAGAAGUACACAGAGUUGGUUCAGAGUCAUGCUGACCUGUUGAGGAAGAAUGCAGAGGUGACCCGGCAGAUGACGGUGGCUCGGGCAGCACAGGAUGAAGUGGAGGCAGUGAGGAAAGAGAUGCAGGAGAAGGUGAAAGCAGCCCAGGAGCUUGCAGACAGACAGGAGAGGGAACAGCUGGAGCAGCUUCAGGAGCUUCAGAGAGAGCUGAUGUCCAGUCGGACAGAGCUGGACUCACUGAAGACCACCAUGACCUCCUCACAACAGUCAAGCGAGGUGCUCAGCACUCAGUUGGCCACCCUGGAGUCUGAAAAGGCCGGGCUGGUGCAGUCCUUGUCCAAGGUGGAGGCAGAGCUGGCGGUCCAAGGAGAGAAGCUAGAGCAAGUCCGGAGCUCGCUGGCAACUGAGAGGGAGAGUGGGGUGAAGACGGCAGAAGCCCUGCAGAAUCAGCUUAAUGAGAAGGAGAGCAGGGAGCAGGCGCUGGAAAGUCAGCUGGUAGCAGCUCGCUGGUCCAGUCUGCAGGGAGCUGUGGAAGAGGCGGAGAAGAUCAUCCAGGACUCGCUGGCUCAGAUAGACGACCCGGCACACAUCAGCUGCACCAGCUCGGCAGACUACCUAGCAUCCAGAUGUCAGGCCUCAUUAGACUGUAUGGACCGACUCCAUUCUGCCAGAGAGGCCUUCAUAGCCGACAACACGGGUGUGUUUGAGCUGUUACGAGUGGUGACCCAGUGCGGCCACCUGGUGGGAGACACCAUUGUUCAGGGAAGUGCCACCUCCCACAUGGUGCCUGUGGAGCAAGCUGACGCCCUGUCAGAGAGUGUGAAGGCGUGCGGGGCAGAGGCUCUGGCUCUGCUGGGACAAAUGAAGCAGCAGGACAGCAUGGCUGCAGCAGACAACAGCAAACUGAAGGCAGUUCUCGAGGCCAUCCUGGCCACUGCAGAGAAACUGCGUCCUCGGGGGUUGGAGCUACAGCAGGGGGAGCUGGGAGAUCUUGUGGAGCAGGAAAUGGCUGCCACUUCCGCUGCUGUGGAGUCAGCUGCUGCCAGGAUAGAGGAAAUGCUCAACAAGUCUCGAGCAGUUGAUACAGGAAUCAAGAUGGAGGUCAAUGAGAGGAUCUUGGCCUCAUGCACAGAGCUGAUGCAGGCGAUCAAGGAGCUCAUUCUGUCUUCCAAAGAUCUGCAAAGGGACAUCGUGGAGAGUGGCAGGGGGGCAGCCUCCAUGAAGGAAUUUUAUGCCAAGAACUCCCGCUGGACUGAGGGGCUGAUCUCUGCCUCCAAAGCGGUUGGAUGGGGCGCCACGGUCAUGGUGGAUGCUGCUGAUCUGGUGGUGCAGGGCAAAGGGAAGUUUGAGGAGUUGAUGGUGUGUUCACAUGAAAUAGCUGCCAGCACUGCACAGCUUGUGGCUGCCUCUAAGGUAAAAGCAGACAAAGACAGCGCCAACCUGCACCGUCUGCAGCAGGCGUCCCGUGGCGUCACACAGGCCACCGCAGCCGUUGUGGCCUCCACCAAGUCUGGGAAAUCCCAGAUUGAAGAGACAGAUACGAUGGACUUCUCCAGCAUGACACUCACGCAGAUUAAACGACAGGAGAUGGAUGCACAGGUCCUGGUUCUGGAGCUGGAGACUCGUCUGCAGAAGGAGCGAGAGCGUCUUGGCGAGCUGAGGAAGAAGCAUUACGAGCUGGCUGGGGUAGCAGAGGGCUGGGGCGAGGAAGAGGAGGGCACAGGUUGAGACCUGCCGCCCCUCCGCCCCCCAUCACCCCCCCUCCUCUACCAUAAGACCGGCUUCUGUCUGCCUCUUUCUAUUUAUACACACACUUUUCUGUCUAUUUCUCCCUUGUUUUCUUCUCUCUUUUUUUGUUUGUUUGUUUGUUAUCUAAGCCAAAUGAAAAGGUGCUUCUUUUCUAAACCUGCUUCUCCACCCGUGUCCGGAAGCUUCCAUUAAGAACAGCUCCAAGGGCUCAGCGACGGGGGGGAGGGGGUUGUUGGAGGGAGGAACAAAUGGAUGAGUUGGGGAGUUUGGGGUGGUGUGUGGUGGAGGGGGAGAGAAAAGCUACAGCACAGCCCAACUUCACAGCCUCAUGUCCCCUCCCGCUGCUCCUGCCAGGACUGCGUCGGUGAAAAGCAGCGAUGAAGUCGAUCCGUUCGGCUGAGUAUUUGUUGUCCUCUUCUUCUUCUUCCCUGGUUUUUUAAUAACAAGGAGUCGCAGCAGAGACGCUACGAGCACAAGGUCUACUCAAGACAUCCCAGGAUGCACUGCAAAAGGGCCAAACUCUCAGCAGAAAAAGGGGGAGAUUAAUGACUGUCUGCACCACCCCCUCCUCACCCUCCUCAGCCCCCAGGGUCAUGUCUCUGUGUAACAUAGAUGGCGUGCAUGCUCAAGUGUUUUUUGGUCCACGUCGUGAGCUUAUAAAGCUGUGGGAGCCUGAGCUGCUCUUCAUCUGUCGGUGCAGUUUGAUGCUCUCUUCCUCCCUCUAGUUUCUUCCUAUUCUUUUCUCACUGUGAGUUAUCACCUUAUUAAGUCCGUACCGCUUCACUGGCCGGUUCACUGGACUUUCUGCCUUUCACCUCCUCACCAUUGUAACGACCAUGACUGUUAACUUGAGCCGACCUCCCCCUCCUCUUCCUCCUUUUGUUUUGUUUUUUGGUCUUUAUAUUUUAACAGACGCUUGCCUGGAAACUCUUAAAACCAGAACAGGGAAGUAGCACACAAAACAGUCUUCUCCCCUGUGAGCUUUGAGACUGCCGACUACCUCAUGCUACAUCAUCAGAGGUCAAAGGUAGUGGUGCAUCAUGGGGAGGUGGAGAAGUGUUGCUCAAACACUAAUGACAUGGGGUCAUUUUUAUAUAUAUAGAGAAAAAAAGCCACAACACUUUGUGCUACUUUUUCUGUUCAGUAAUAAAGUCUAUUUCUUCACAACAACAGCCGAAGUCUGGCAACAAACACAAAGUUGUUAAAUAAAGUCAAGGACCCCUUAUUGGUGCAUUAUUUUUAGAUAUGUCUUUCAGUCAAGCAGCACUACUACAAACCUGUCACAGAGGCAGCAGCAGCUUUGGAGGUAGAGGGUUGGAUCCAGUCACUAAUGAACUGCUAACGGUGUCGUCCUCUGGCAGAUGGCAAGUAUCUGCUUCUCCUGGAGACAGUGCCCCUGGUGAGGAUGAUAAAUCCUUUGAGGGUGUCGCAGGAGACAGGACUGCCCGCUCGGUCAGAUAAGUCUGCAGAAGCAGCAAAUGUAAAUCGUUAAAAAGUUUGACAUUUCCAAAUCAAAGCUGAAUGUUAAUAUUUCAAGAGUUUGAGGCCACUGCAGAAACUGUUAUUAAUGAAAUGUUAAAAGAUUUACCUGCCUCUUCAAAAAAAAAAAAAAAAAACCCGCGGGGGGGACUGAUAGUUGACUGCAGUUUUAUAAAUCCUUCACUAACAGUCUGCACUGCCAGGACCUCAGUGGACUCUGAAGUAUGCAGUAUACAGACUGGAGUGUUUUCAAUAGCUUCCUCAAGACCAAGUAGCUGUGUAUAUAAACUACAAGCCUUCUAUUGUUGGAAAUAAUCUUUUGCUUUGUUUUAAUCUAAAAGCAUUCGAUGGCAUCAGUUUUUGCAUCUCUCCAAGUAAGGAUUCAGUUUAAUUGAAUUGGGGAUACAAAAUGGUGCACAUGAAUGCCACACAUAACUAAUAUAAGUCAUUAUUUCUUCUGUAAGAGGUUGUUAUUUAACAGAAUUUCGUACUGAGACCGAUGGACUGACUCUCAACUUGUUUUCCAGUGAACUCUGUGAGAGGACUGAUCAUGCCUUUGUGUAAAAAAAACAAACAAUGAUAAUAAGAAGGCAUCCGUUUUGAACCCAACACCUUAUUUCUUCUUUUCUGUUUGAUGACAGCGAUGAUGAUUCUUCUCUGUGUCUUAACAUUACUUAGUUUUGACGCUCCGCUUCAAGCUGUGUAUCUCUUUUAAAAAAAGUUGUGACACUGGGUAUUUUAACAGACGCUGGUCAAAUAGUAUUUGCCAAUAAUUCUUUAAAAAUAAAGGUUUAAACCACCUGGAGCAGCAGGUGUUUUUUCCCCAUUUGACACCUCGCAUCUGCUGCACCAGCUGGAUUACAACAAAUAGCAAGUAUUAUUUGCAGUACUGUUGGCUCCAGGUCUUUGUAUUUAAUAAUGACUUUAGCUGUGUUCUGUCACCUCUCCCACACAUGGGCAAAACGGUAGCUGAUUUCAUUAGAAUAAUUGGACCAUAAAGCAAAACACCAGAAAAGAAGGGUAUGUCCACUUUUUAUGGUGUUUAAAGUGUCUUGAAAGAUGAGUUGAAUGCACCUUGAGUGAUGUUUGGUUGUAAUUUUUUGCCCAAAUAUUCUUUAUUAACCUCUCUCUCUCCCUCUCUCUCUCUUUGUCUCCUCUCUCUCGGGUCUGUGUCUGUAGUCCUACCAGCUCAGCCAGCCUUUCAAACUGCCUCACACUGUAGUCAAAGAGAAAACAAAUACUCACAUAGCAACAUUGAUAUGUCUUUGUAUGAUAUACUAAAACUUUGUUGGUGGGUUUGUUUUUAUUUUUUCAGUUUUUAAAAUAAAUAUUUCAACUCGUUAAUACAGA